Ctenopharyngodon idella (grass carp) is the source of this 1360-nucleotide messenger RNA. RefSeq names its product PYD and CARD domain containing. Gene Ontology annotation, biological process: regulation of apoptotic process; innate immune response; inflammatory response. The record is from RefSeq and is a predicted model, not a curated record. The transcript has 5 exons. Bases 163 to 1128 code for a protein of 321 amino acids. Lineage: Eukaryota; Metazoa; Chordata; Actinopteri; Cypriniformes; Xenocyprididae.
AUUGUAUUUUACCUUAAACAAAGCACUUUCGUUUUAUUCGACUAAACUCCACUUCCUAUACGUGAAACGAAACUUUGAAACGGGUAGUCUCGACAGGUUUACAAAUUUAAACAUUUUAAUAGCCUAUCAUCUGAGUUCGUGUUUUUGGGGUUAUCUACAAAAAUGAGCGAGAACAUCCUUGAGCGGGAGCCAUGCAAAGAGGCCAAGUUUGUGGAUGAUAAAAGAGCAGAGCUUAUUCAAAGGGUUACUUCAGUGAUGCCAAUAGCAGAUGAGUUAAAAAGUAAGAACAUGUUACAUGGAGAAAAAUAUGAUGAGAUCAGAAAAAAAGAAACCAACCAGGACAAAAUGAGAACGCUGUUUGAAUCAUUGAAGUCUGGCGACACGGUCAAAAUUGCCUUUUAUGAAUUGCUGGAAAAGCAUGAACCCCCCCUUUUCAAAGAACUGGGUGGUGUCAGCAGGAAACGCAAGCUUGCUGAUCCUGAAUCCCCAGUACCAUAUAAAAGACUUAAUACUGGGAGUAAUGAACAAGACAACCUUAAUUUUAACAAUGCUAGUACCUCAGCACAAAGACCAGCACAAACCACUGUGUACAACAUAGUUAAUGAAAGUCCACCUUCUUAUAACAUGGAAAAUAUCCGAAACUCCACUGUACCCAAAACUGAAUGGAAGCCUGUCAAGCCCCCUGCACUCAAGAAAGAGAAGAAGCCCCCGGCACCCAAGAAAGAGAAGAAGCCUCCGACACCCAAGAAAGAGAAGAAGCCCCCGGCACCCAAGAAAGUGAAGAAGCCUCCGACACCCAAGAAAGAGAAGAAGCCCCCGGCACCCAAGAAAGUGAAGAAGCCUCCGACACCCAAGAAAGAGAAGAAGCCUCCGACACCCAAGAAAGAGAAGAAGCCCCCGGCACCCAAGAAAGUGAAGAAGCCUCCGACACCCAAGAAAGAGAAGAAGCCUCCGACACCCAAGAAAGAGAAGAAGCCCCCGGCACCCAAGAAAGUGAAGAAGCCUCCGACACCCAAGAAAGAGAAGAAGCCCCCGGCACCCAAGAAAGUGAAGAAGCCUCCGACACCCAAGAAAGAGAAGAAGCCCCCGGCACCCAAGAAAGUGAAGAAGCCAGCUGGCCGAAAAUGAGGGUAUACAAAAAAUGCAGAGAAAAAAGAAAUUUUUUUGGUUCAUUAAAACAUUUUACAAAAACUUCAGCAUAUGUUUUAAAAGCUCAGAUACUAUAUAAUUAUAAAUGCAAAGAAUUCUAUGUUGCUAAGCUUGAAAUGAUCAUGCUGAUCUUACUGAACUUUAACUCUUGUUAUUUUUACUGAAUGUCUUCUGUCCAUGUUACUCAAAGUAAACUUCUUUAAAUUAAAAA